This is a messenger RNA of Myotis davidii, 2116 nucleotides long. RefSeq names its product solute carrier family 6 (neutral amino acid transporter), member 19 (gene SLC6A19). Gene Ontology annotation, cellular component: plasma membrane. Gene Ontology annotation, biological process: sodium ion transmembrane transport. Bases 171 to 2075 code for a protein of 634 amino acids. NCBI's taxonomy places the organism in Eukaryota, Metazoa, Chordata, Mammalia, Chiroptera, Vespertilionidae. The record is from RefSeq and is a predicted model, not a curated record. The transcript is spliced from 12 exons.
CAUUAACAGUCCUGUGGACUCACCCUUCGGAUCUGCUGACGCUUCCUUUCAGCCUAGGUGCUUGGGGUGAGGUGCCAAAGGUUCCCUAUAAAGUGCUGGGGCUCCGGCUGUGUCCACUCGACCUCCAGCUCCUGCCCUGUCCUGACGAGAGGGACCCACCUGUGAUCACCAUGGUGAGGCUUGUUCUGCCCAACCCGGGCCUGGAAGACCGAAUCCCCUCCCUGGGGCAACUGGAGGUCAUCGAGAAGGAGGAGGCCAGCUCGCGGCCCAAGUGGGACAACAAGGCCCAGUACAUGCUCACCUGCGUGGGCUUCUGCGUGGGCCUGGGCAACGUCUGGCGCUUCCCCUACUUGUGCCAGAGCCAUGGUGGAGGAGCAUUCAUGAUCCCGUUCCUCAUCCUGCUGGUUGUGGAGGGUGUCCCUUUGCUGUACCUGGAGUUCGCCAUCGGGCAGCGACUGCGCAAGGGCAGCGUGGGCGUCUGGAGCUCCAUCCACCCAGCCCUGAAGGGCAUAGGGAUCGCGUCCAUGUUCGUGUCCUUCAUGGUGGGCCUCUACUACAACACCAUCAUCGCCUGGGUCAUGUGGUACUUCUUCAACUCCUUCCAGGAGCCCCUCCCUUGGAGCACGUGCCCACUCAACGACAACCUGACAGGCUAUGUGGACGAGUGUACCCGCAGCUCUCCAGUGGACUACUACUGGUACCGAGAGACCCUCAACAUCUCCAACUCCAUCAGCAACUCGGGCUCUGUGCAGUGGUGGAUUCUGCUCUGCCUGACCUGUGCCUGGUGUGUCCUCUACGUAUGCACCAUCCGUGGCAUCGAGACCACUGGCAAGGCUGUGUACAUCACCUCGACGCUGCCCUAUGUCGUCCUGACCAUCUUCCUCAUUCGGGGACUGACGCUAAAGGGAGCCACCAACGGUAUCGUCUUCCUCUUCACGCCCAAUGUCACGGAGCUGGCCAACCCACUGACUUGGCUGGAUGCGGGGGCCCAGGUCUUCUACUCCUUCUCGUUGGCCUUCGGGGGCCUCAUCUCCUUCUCCAGCUACAACUCUGUCCACAACAACUGUGAGAUGGACUCGGUGAUCGUAUCCGUCAUCAACGGCUUCACAUCCAUGUACGCAGCCACCGUGGUCUACUCCAUCAUUGGCUUCCGUGCCACAGAACGCUAUGACUCCUGCUUCAACCAGAAUAUCCUGACACUCAUCAACGGGUUCGACUUGCCCGAAGGCUCUGUCACCGAACAGAACUUCGAGGAAGUACAGCAGUGGUACAAUAACACUUACCCCGCAGCCUUCGCCCAGCUGCAGUUCCAGACCUGCGACAUGAACUCUUUCCUGUCAGAGGGCGUGGAGGGCACGGGGUUGGCGUUCAUUGUCUUCACGGAGGCCAUCACCAAGAUGCCCAUAUCCCCACUGUGGUCCGUGCUCUUCUUCAUCAUGCUCUUCUGCCUGGGCCUGUCCUCCAUGUUCGGGAACAUGGAGGGCGUGGUCGUGCCCCUGCAGGACCUCAAAGUCUUCCCCAAAAAGUGGCCCAAGGAGGUGAUCACAGGUCUCAUCUGCUUUGGGUCAUAUCUCAUCGCCUACAUCUUCACACUGAACUCCGGCCAGUACUGGCUCACCCUGUUGGACAGCUAUGCCGGCUCCAUCCCCCUGCUCAUCAUCGCCUUCUGCGAGAUGUUCGCUGUGGUCUACGUGUAUGGCGUGGACAGGUUCAACAAGGACAUCGAGUUUAUGAUCGGCCACAAGCCCAACAUCUUCUGGCAAAUCACGUGGCGAGUGGUCAGCCCGCUGCUCAUGCUGGUCAUCUUCCUGUUCUUCUUCGUGAUCAACGUCAAUAAGGAGCUGAUAUACAGCGUCUGGGACCCUGCCUAUGCGGAAUUUCCCAAAUCCGAGAAGGUCCCAUACCCAAGCUGGGCAUAUGGCGUGGUGGUUAUCGUUGCUGGCGUGCCCUGCCUCAGCAUCCCUUGCUUUGCCAUCUACAAGCUCAUCAGGAACCGCUGCCAGAAGCAAGAAAGCCAGCAGGGGCUGGUCAGCACCAUGUCCACAGCCUCCAUAAAUGGGGACCUGAAGUACUGAGUGCCCGCGGCUGCAUGUGUGCAUGUACAGAUGCAUGUGUG